Messenger RNA from Erinaceus europaeus (western European hedgehog), 3609 nucleotides. RefSeq names its product CD48 antigen-like. The transcript has 5 exons. The record is from RefSeq and is a predicted model, not a curated record. Lineage: Eukaryota; Metazoa; Chordata; Mammalia; Eulipotyphla; Erinaceidae. The coding region runs from base 86 to 988 and encodes 300 amino acids.
GGAGAUGGGAGUGAUAGGGUGGGGUGGUAGGCGGAGGCUGGCUGAUAGAGGAGGAGCCUCCUUCAGAGCCUUCAGCUGAGCAGCCAUGGCCUCUGGCAGCACUUGGCUCCCUGUCAACACUCUGAUGCUCAAGGUCAGCUUCUUCCUCUGCUCCCAGGCUCUCAGACACCCCAGCUCCCCCUGGCCCCUCAGAAGGACAGUUGGGGACUCUGUCCAGCUGCAGCUGAACACCUCUUUGUCCUCCAACAUCAGAGAUAUUGAGUGGGUUUGGGUUCCUGAAUAUUCUAAACUUCCAGUGUCUGUAGUGUCUGUAGUGUGGAGACCACCCUCCCUUGAUGCUAACUGGUAUAGACUUGAAGAAAAAUACAGGCAGAGACUCAACCUGACAAAGACGGCUUCCCUGAGCAUCAGGAAUCUCACUGUGGACAUGAGUGGACUAUACACGGCAAGAAUCAAAUUCCACACAGGAGAAAACCAGGAGGAAGCCUUUCGGCUCUCUGUGUAUGAGCCUACACCUCAGCCCCGGAUUCUUAUUCAUUCAUCCUACCUCUCAUCAGACUGGUGCAAUGUCAGCCUGGAGUGUGGAGUCCCAGGGCCCAGGAAGCACCUGACAGUGGCCUGGGAGAGCAAGGGCCUCUCCAGGGAGCUGGAGCAGCAGGGAGGCAGCAGUCUAAGCCUGAGCCUGCCCCUGAUCCAGAGCCAGAGCAAGGUCAGCCUCACCUGUGUGCUCAGCAGCCCUGUGGGCCAGAAGAAAGACACCCUGCACCUGGGGAGCAUCUGUGCACAGAAUGAAUCUCUUACUAGCAAAUGGCUUUGGAGCGGCAUCCUCCUGGUGGUCCUGCUGGUGAUCCUGGUGGCCGCAGUGUGGACCUUCAUUGAGAGGCAGAAGAGCAGGAGAGGCAAGUGCUGGGGAGAGUCUUGGGGGGUGGAGUUUGCUGGGGAAGAAGCCAAGGCUAGAGGGGACCCCAAGAAGAAGACCAUACAGUAGACACACACUGGCUCAUUGCCUUCUCCUGUGAGACACCUGGCAGAAAGCGGGAAAUAACAGUGCUGAGGGGGGGGGACCUCCAUGUGUGCUCCCAAAUGAAGGUGGUGAACGAGGCACCAGGACCAAGCACACAGCCCCAGGCCAGUGGGAGGUGGGGAGUUCAGUCCCACAUGUUCACACUGUCUCUGUACACAGGUGGGCCCACUCUCCGUCCGGUGGUGCUAGGUUCAGAAGCUGCCCCCAAGCCUCACACCCGAGUAGAGGCCACUGACAUACAGGUGGGCAACAACCACAGCCAGGACUCUACCUACUCAGAGAUCAGUCUUCCAAAACACCCUGAGGCCUACAUGGAGAAGGGCAGACCUGCGCACUAUCCUGAAAGCGUUACCAUCUACGAGAAGAUUCGGCUAAGCCCAGAGCCCACAGGGAUGCUUAAAGGCACCAGGACCAGGACAGUGGAGCCGGGAGGGGCCUUGUAAGGUCUGCCCCUGCACCCCACCCUCCAGUCCUGGGUCCCCAGAUUCGCUUCAAGUAGAACUGCAACUCCACCCCCAUGGAAGGAUCUGAAUAAGGACACAGAACUUACUCAGGGAACACAGCUGCUUUCCCACAUAGGGAGGGUUUGGGGGUCCCUUCAGGAUGCCCCAGUCCAGCUCACUGCCCAGGAAGAGCAAGAAGGAAAAGACAAAGAGGUCUGCAGCUCAGGAGGUGGCACAGUGGAUAAAAUGUUAUGCCAUCAAGCAUAAGGUCCUAAGUUUGAUCCCCAGUAUCGCAUGUUGGUCAGAGUGAUGUUGUGGUUCUCUCUCUCUCUCUCUCUCUCUCUCUCUCUCUCUCUCUCUCUCUCUCUCCCUCUCUCUCUCUACCAUAUAUAAAUCCUGCAGACACUAGCUUUAAGCAGCUGUGCUACAGAGGGGAGUGAUGAAAAGGAAGAAACUAUUUAGAACUCCAUCACCUACUAGGUUUCAUUCUAAACAAAUGUUCUAACUCAAGGCUUCUCCAAAUCCACCUCAAAGACUCUUCGACUUGUAUUACAUGAUUCAUGUGUAUGUAUCAGAGCUCCGGUGGCACAAUUGGUUAGCACAAGGCAACUCAUUUGAGCUUGUGUAUGAUGCAAAACUCAAAAGGCCUGUCUGGUAGCAAUUUUAGUAUUUCAUCAUUUCUUUUUUAGGACUUUUUAUACUCUCUUAUUAAAGUUUUUUCACUUUUUUUAUUUUGGAUCGAAACAAAAAUAAACUGAAAGAGAGAGAGAGAGAGGGAAGGAGAGAGACACCUGAAGCACUGAGCCACUGCUUAUGAAGCUUCCUCCUUGUGGGGAUGGGGCAGAGGAGCUUGAACCCAGGUCCUUGCACAUGGUAAUGUGUGUGCCCUACUGGAUGCCCCACCAUGCAGCCCCUGUUGCAUAAUUUUUUUUGCUGUUGUAAAUGGGGAUUUCUUCCCAAGACAUCUUCUUGCCAGUUAAUCAUCACUGAACACAUAUCCAGUCAUGUAUUAUUAUUAUUAUUAUUAUUAAUUUUUAACCAGAGCACUGCUCAGCUCUGGUUCUUGGUAGUGCUGGGGAUUGAACCUGGGACUUUGGAGCCUCCGGCAUAAUAGUCUUUUUGCAUAACCAUUAUGCUAUCUACCCCUGCCCCCGCCCAGUCAUGUUUCUAAAUGUGUCUACUAUUUGAAAACAUUAUCAUUUGAUCACUUUGGGUUUCUGGUUUAAUAACCAUAUUGUGAGAAAAAAAAUUGUAAGGUUUGAUUAUUUCUUUCCAAGGCUUAUGCCUUAUUCUUUAGUCUAACUGCAUGGACUGAUAAAGGUUUUCUCACUAAACAAAAAAAAAAUCCUACUUAAGUAUAAUUUGGUUCAUGAUUUAGGGAUGGCAGUAUCUCAUUAUAUAUCACUAUUAAUUUACAUAGAAACAGUUAUUAGUUUUCCAAGAUCCUUAAAUUAGCCUACCAAGCCAUACCAUAAAAGAACUUUCUACUUUCAGGUAGAAGAAACUUGUACUUUUCAAACCAUGAUAAAUAAUGAUAAGAUAAAGUGCAUCCUAUUCUACUCCUAACUAUUUUUGGUUACUUUAUUUUAAUUCUUUUGUUAACUUCAAUUUUAAUUAUUUACUUUAUUUGAUAAGACAGAGAGGAAUUGAGAGAGGAUGAGGUAAUAGAGAGGGAGAGAGGGAGAGAAACACCUGCAGCACUGCUCCACCACCUGUGACACUUUCCCAUUGCAGGUGGGUUGUCCCAAACUUUCAUGAGAUGCUUCUAAUGUUUUUCCAGUAAACAUUAUACCUUCAUGGUCAGUGUAUAUAUUUUUAUUGCAUUAAAUGAGUAAGUAUUUAUUCUAAGUAUGUUACAAGUACUAACAAGAAUAAAGUUUUAAGUUUAUUGUUUCCCUUUUAGCAUCUCUGAAGCCAUCACAUGACAUUUCUCUUCUCCACCAUUAACUAAUACAUUAAUAAUGAACUAGUAUUGGACUGCUUUUGCACUGUGAAAAUGAAUCCCAAUUGGCAUAUAUUGUUAUCUUACUGUGCUGUAAACAUUAAUUUAUAUUAAUAUAUAUUGUUGUUUUACUGUGCUACAAGCCUAAUACUAUGCUUGCUGAAAUCAUUGUGUUAUUAUUAAAAAAUUAAAUUUUUCUA